GCGCACGACCUCCCCCCCAUUUCAUUUUCUCUUUUCUUUUCCGUUUUUCCUUCUGCCCUAACGCAAUCGCCCCUCCCCAUCUUUGUUCGUGUCUACGACCACCGCCCCAACCUCACGUCGGCCACGUCGGCCGUCUUUCUGAAUCGCCGUCGUCCCGUCAAGGUUGAAGUCGAAGAGCCAGUUCGCGUCGCGGGUCGUUUUCGCUCGGCUGGUCUUUGUUCGCGACUUCCGACCAUCGACUGUUGCAGAAACUGUUCUCCGCCUUUUUGUAGUGUGGUCGCUCUCCUCCGUGCAUCCCUUCCAGUCAGACCGAACCGCCCACACCCUCUGUCCAAAUCUGCCUCCAUUUUUGCAAAGCGCCGCCGUGUAUUUUCCCUUUCUUUCAGCCGCCGCGUGACCUUCUGCUUUUCCAGCCGCCGCGAGAUCCUUUACCUUUCAGCCGCCGCGUCUGUUCGUUGGCCGACAAUAAGGUAGCAUCGUGCUUCUUCUUCCAGUCACGAUUCAUAACUUGUCGUACACUCUAAUCUGUUUGUACGAUCUUUGUCGUAUAAGUUAGAUCGUCGCUGCCGCUGUUUUGUUGUGAGUUCUCUGAUAAACAAAAUUAAUAAUUUCUGCGUAAUGGAUUGUUAAGAUAAAUAUCAAAUGUUUGGUUAAUAUUGUUCUCGAAGGUGUUGGAAGUGAAGUUGGUUUCUUGUAUUCAUAAGCAAUACUUGGUAAGCUAGAAUCUACUUUAAGGAGAAAUUAGUGGAAGUGUGUAUCGUGAUAGAUGGUCAGUCGUGCUUACUCCACCACAAAGAGACUUUGAAGAUAGAUAUAACAACGAUGAACUUGGUGAUACAAUACUACAGUGUGAAGGAAUACCCAAUGGUAUGCCAGAUGUUGACUUAAAUAAUGACUUGGAUGACAACAUCUUAACAUACGUACGAGCAGAUUGUGAAGGCACAUGGAUACCUACAUAAUAUUAUAAGCCUUUGAUUCAUACAUCACAUGGAUAACUUUAGUGAUGAAGAAGCUGGUGUUGAAAAUGAAACCCCAAAGCAGAUAUGUAGACCACGAGGACCAACUAUUAUGUUCGAUGUCACUCGCAUUAGAAGUUUGGGAGAGAAGAAGGUGGUGAUGUACAAUGAAGACGGAGUACCCAUUGGUGAGAAUGGAGCAAAGUUGAAGUCUUUCAUAGGAUCUGCGACACAUUAUCAUGUCCCGAUCACAUAUUCAUCGUGGAAAAGUGUGCCGGUAGAGCUGAAAGAUAAAAUAUUCAGUACGGUUGAGGCCGCAUUCGUCAUUGAUCCCAGAUCGAGGAAAAAUAUUAUCCAAACUGCUGGCAUUUCGUUUCGUCAGUUUAAGUGUUGGCUAACAACAAAAUAUAUUAUGCCACAUAAGGAUGAACCACAACUCCUACAAGUUCCACCAGAAAAGUAUUCAUUCAUUGAUCAACAUCAUUGGACAGAAUGUCUAGAUUGUGUGAAACUUUUCAGGAAAAAAGACUUCUCCAACAAGAUAGACGAUCUAAGAACAAGUAUAACCAUAGGAUUUCGAGGAAGGGUUAUGCCAAUCUUAUCGAGAAAAUGAAAAAGGAAGGUUCAAACCAACAAGAGUUGGAUCGAGCCAUCAUGUGGAAGAAGUGUCCACUACAAGUCGGGAGUACUGAGUGUGGAUACUACGUCAUGAGGUAUUUGAGAGAAAUUGUGACUAGGGGAAGCAUUGUCAUAUCUGAUGCGAUUGAUACACGAAGAUCAUACUCACAGGCAGAACUAGACGAGGUGCGAGUUGAGUUAGCUGACUUUUUGGGUUCUUACAUAUGACUAUGACUAAUAUUUUGUGAUUCUGAAGUAGAAAGUUUUUUGUUGUGCCGCUUCUUUAUGACCUUAAACUUUAUGUAUAGAAACUUUAGCCUAUAAAACUUUAUGUAAAGAAAUCAUGGACUCGUUGAGGAAAAUGUUUGGGUAACCAUCGUACUCUCUAAGACAUGAGGCAAUUAAGCAUAUUUACACCAAACAGAUGAAGGAAAGUACCUCUUGUUGGCUUUUUGGCCCUUAAUCUCAAA
Molecule: messenger RNA, 2044 nt
Organism: Cucumis sativus (cucumber)
Lineage: Eukaryota; Viridiplantae; Streptophyta; Magnoliopsida; Cucurbitales; Cucurbitaceae
Exons: 7
Coding region: 1449-1802 (117 amino acids)
Source: RefSeq, a predicted model, not a curated record